AUUUAUAUUAUCAACUGUGUUUCGACGAACUGAAAUGAAAACCGAAAGAGAAUAUGGACCAUCUUAGACUAUAUAUAAGUGGUGCUCACAGCACGGGCAAGACUACAAUUAUACAGGACCUCUGCCCUCACCUCCCAGGGGUAAGGGUAGAAAAGGAAACAGCCAGACGAAUCAUAGAAACACAUGGCUGGCAAAGAACGGACUUUCAUCCAGAGCGUUAUCCUCAAGUUUUUGAACAACUGAACACCGAAAUUCUUUUAGCAAAUAUCAAAAUUGAAAAGGACAACUUCCUUGAAAAAAGAGAUUUUCUUUGCGACCGGUGUCUAGAUCCAAUGGCAUACACGGAGAUGUAUCUUGGACCUGAGGCCUUGGACAGAAUCAAACACACAAAAGGACUCCAACAGAUGAUAGAGAGGUUACAGUCAUCAGUGAUUUUCCUUAUUGAACCUCAGCCUGAGUGCAUUUCGGAUGACGAAGUGAGACUGGUGUCGACAUUGGAGGAACUACACACGUAUACAACCUACUUAAAAAGACUGUACGACAGUUUGGUCAUCCCUUAUGUGACAGUAGAUAUACUAGAUCGCAGGGACCGGGUGUCCUUCAUCCUUCAAUGUUUGCAAACCAAAGCACCCAUGAAAAUUAAAAUCAAAAAUUUAAAGCAAUAA
This is a messenger RNA of Saccostrea cuccullata (small rock oyster), 665 nucleotides long. RefSeq lists its product as uncharacterized. The record is from RefSeq and is a predicted model, not a curated record. Bases 54 to 665 code for a protein of 203 amino acids. NCBI's taxonomy places the organism in Eukaryota, Metazoa, Mollusca, Bivalvia, Ostreida, Ostreidae. The transcript is spliced from 3 exons.